Molecule: messenger RNA, 1668 nt
Organism: Schistosoma mattheei
Lineage: Eukaryota; Metazoa; Platyhelminthes; Trematoda; Strigeidida; Schistosomatidae
Source: the annotation of a GenBank genome assembly
AUGUUAGACGAAUCUGCUAAAAUAUGUACCUUAUGUUUACAUAAUUGUCAUGUUGAGACUACUAUUAACAAUAGUAAUCAUAAUGCAAAUAAUCUGAUUGUAGAUAGUGGUGAAGGUGGUGGCAAUAUAAAUCUAAUUGAUCCAAUAUUAGUUUGUCAAUCUGUGGUUCCAGAUUACGAUGAUGACAGUAAUGAUAAUGAUGUUAAUAACGAAAAGAUAGCUACAUUUAUUUGUGGAGCUAUAUUUCAUACAAGCUGUUGUAAAAUCUGGUUAGAAGAAAUUCAGAGUGAUGGUGAUUCACCACAAUGUCCAGUGUGUGGCUGUGUAUGGAUUCAUAUCCCUAGUUUUGAUAGUCAUGUAAAAUGUGACAAACCUGAUGAUUCCGAUAAAAAUUCAGAUCAUACAAAAUGUAUUUGUUAUUUAUCCUCAUCAGAACAAAUUAUUAAUCAGCAAACAGAUAAUAACAAUGGUCAACAAAUGAAAAGUAAUCAACAUGAUGAUCAUCAGUCCUAUCACAGAUAUCAUAAUCAAAAUAAUGAACAACAACAAAUGAAUGAAACACUCCGCUUUACAUAUCAACCAGUAAAUUUAAACGCUGAUUUAAAUUUAACGGAAAAUAUGACCGUCGUAAACAGUUUGUUGCCAGAUCCACCUUUUUCUGAAUAUAACAGUUGUGUUUCUGCUUUCUCAUUGGAAAUUGCUAAUGGACUAAUUGCAUGUGAUUGGACCGUUAGACAAUAUGCAUUACAAAAAGCAACUCACUUAACAAUAAGUCAAGUAAUUCUAGCUAGACAGUGUAAUUUACAUUCAAGUCAUAGUAAUCUUGUUUGUUCAUUGAGUCACCAUGACGGAAAUUGUGCUACACCAGCGAAAUGCCAAUUAUAUACAGGACCGGAUUGUGUGAAAAUAAUGUUUAAGCUAAUUCAGUUUCUUCUUGAUGAUCCUGUCGAUGCAAUAUUCACUGAUGCUUUGCGAGCUUUUCGUGAGUUACUUGGAUAUUUGGUUGCUUAUAAUAAAGAAACUCAAACGGUACUGCAAAAAGCAAUUGGUCCAAUUCUACGUCGUCUAUUACGCUUCGUAGGUGGACAAAGUAACUUAUGGAAUCUACGUAAUCCGGAAUCAUUUUUACCGUUAGCAACUCAUCAACAAAAUGAUGACGAAAAUAAAACAAUUACAAAUUGUAAUCUGACGAACAAUAAUUCAUCUUAUUUAGAUGUGAAAAAAUCUGCCAGUUGUCAAUUAAAUGUUAAGAUUGAUGAAAAUAAUCUCACAAAACCUACGAAUGAAUUAAGUAUUGCAUUCCCAAAAAUACCAGCCGAUGCCAACUUUCGUGAUCGCUGCAAUCUUGCGUUAGCUACACUUAUAGAACUAGCCAAAGGACAAACAGGUGCUUUAGCCAUCGGUCGAGAAGUUCACUCUGCUUCUCAAUGUUUACCUGUUAGUGGUAUACAACACAUGGUACGUUUUGUUUUGAGUUCUGCAAAGUUUCAUGCCACUCAUUUAAUCGGUCGUCUAACAGUUGUUGAUAAACUAAUUCGAAUGCAUCAAUCAAGAAGAAUAUUACUAAUGCAACAACAAUCACAACGUCAUGAAUCCUUAUUAUUGUCAUCUGAUUUAAGUAUCAAGAAUAAUACUGGUAAUAAUAGUAAUAAUAAUAGCAAUGAAUAA